Molecule: messenger RNA, 1356 nt
Organism: Myripristis murdjan (pinecone soldierfish)
Lineage: Eukaryota; Metazoa; Chordata; Actinopteri; Holocentriformes; Holocentridae
Product: D(1) dopamine receptor-like
Exons: 1
Coding region: 1-1356 (451 amino acids)
Biological process (GO): positive regulation of MAPK cascade; G protein-coupled dopamine receptor signaling pathway; adenylate cyclase-activating adrenergic receptor signaling pathway
Cellular component (GO): plasma membrane
Molecular function (GO): dopamine neurotransmitter receptor activity, coupled via Gs; G protein-coupled receptor activity
Source: RefSeq, a predicted model, not a curated record
AUGAAUAACACAAGCGGCUUGACGCUGGCGGGGACGGACAGCCGGGAGCAGUUACCGGCGCACCGCGUUGUAACGGGGUGCGUUCUGACCCUGCUCAUAAUCUGGACGCUCGUCGGGAACUUCACUGUGUGCGCCGCCGUUUUUCGCUACCGGCACCUGCGGGCCAAAGUAACCAACAUCUUCAUCGUGUCUCUCGCUCUCUCGGACCUCCUGGUCGCCGUGUUGGUGAUGCCGUGGAAAGCCGUGGCAGAGGUGGCCGGUUUCUGGCCAUUUGGGAGGUUCUGUAAGACCUGGCUGGCCUGCGACAUCAUGUGCUCCACGGCCUCCAUCCUCAACUUGUGCGUCAUUAGUGUGGAUCGAUACUGGGCCAUCUCCAGCCCUUUCCGCUACGAGAGGACUAUGAACAAAAGGAUGGCCUCUGUUAUGAUCGGCGUGACAUGGACGGUGUCCGUGGUCAUCUCCUUCGUCCCCGUGCAUCUGAACUGGCACCGGGCAGAGAUUGGUGACGCGGCCGCGGAAGGUGACAGCGGGAGUUGUGACUCCAGCCUGAGCCGCACAUACGCCAUCUCAUCCUCUCUCAUCAGUUUCUACAUCCCUGUGGCUAUCAUGGUAGUCACAUACACCCGCAUCUACCGGAUAGCCCAGAUGCAGAUAAGGAGGAUAUCCACUCUGGAGCGAGCGGCUGAGCACGCACAGAGUUGCCGCUCGGAUGCGCCUGAACACUUUUCUCACUUGUUCACAGAUCUGAGUAAGAACUUUUACCAGUCUCAUCCUCAUCCUCACCCUCAUUCUCAUCCUAAUCCUCAUCACGGCCACCGCGCGCUCAGGGUGUCCAUCCGAAAAGAGACAAAAGUCCUCAAAACUUUGGGCAUCAUCAUGGGUGUCUUUGUCUGUUGCUGGUUCCCAUUCUUUGUCCUGAACUGCGCCCUGCCCUUCUGUCCCGAGCCGGGGACGCCAGGCGCUCAGCGUGGCGCGUACUGCGUCAGUGAGAAAACUUUCGAUGUGUUUGUGUGGAUCGGUUGGAGCAACUCGUCUCUCAACCCGGUCAUCUACGCGUUCAACGCAGACUUUCGUGAAGCCUUCCUGCGCCUUUUGGGCUGCCGCGGAGAGGGAUGCUGGUCCGCGGUGAGCGCAGCAGUGGAGACCGUGGUGGCGAGCAACGAGGUCGGAUCCUUGAAGCAGGACAGUCCGCUGAACGCGGAGCUGCGCGUCUCCCGUGGCAUAAACACCAGGGGAAGCGCGGACAGUGGCAAAAGCACAUUGACUGUAUUUUAUCACAGAGGGACAGCGUUGGACCAGGUGGCAGACACAGAGGAAACCAACAACAAGGACAGACUGACGCACAUACCCUUAUGA